AUGGAUGCGGAACUCAAAACACUUGCAUGUAACCCUGGGAGAUAUUUUGGUUCCCUUGGGUUCAUGGAACUUGUAAAAGGGAAAGAUUCCAAGAUGGCGCAUAAAAAUGGGAAGAUGAUUUUCCCGGGAGUGUCUGACUGUGAUCUGGUGGUGAGGUUUGAACACUCAAUUGGAAUAUACAUGUGA
Sphenostylis stenocarpa is the source of this 186-nucleotide messenger RNA. Lineage: Eukaryota; Viridiplantae; Streptophyta; Magnoliopsida; Fabales; Fabaceae. The record is from the annotation of a GenBank genome assembly.